This is a messenger RNA of Suillus fuscotomentosus, 228 nucleotides long. RefSeq lists its product as uncharacterized. Lineage: Eukaryota; Fungi; Basidiomycota; Agaricomycetes; Boletales; Suillaceae. The annotation marks the transcript as partial. The record is from RefSeq and is a predicted model, not a curated record. The transcript has a single exon.
GCGUAUGCAUCAUGGCCGAUCAUGACGGUCGUUCAGCGUGUCGACGCCCAGUUCUACACCCAUAACAUUCUCGUGGCAAACUCCGUCGACUCCCUCACCACAGCUGGGGUUGCGACCCAAUUCCUCGGCAAGGUGUUUUUCACCUUGCUGAACGACUUAGGCGGUCGCGGCUUGAGCAUUAUCCCGCCACUCAAAGAUUUCACGGACCACAUUAGCGGGAACUCAUGA